AUGACGGUACCCUGGAAGGUCAGCGCCAUUGCAGCAUUAUGGCUAGGUGCUACAGCAGUUGGUGCAAGCCUUGAACAAGAAACCUCCUCUGGUGCAGCUGUAUUCACGCACCCAGUCUAUCCCAGGGUAUUUGUUCCAAGGCAAGAACAAGAGAUCCCAGCUGAGGACCGCAACCCUCCUCCAAUCAUCCCAAACCCUCAACCAAAUCAGGCCGCAAGCCCAAACACGCCUGUACCUGCUCCUGAGCCAGAGACAACAGUUGAGCCCUUCAAUCCUCCCGAUCCAGCUACAACAAUAGCGGCACCCGAGCCAGAGAUAACAACAGAGCCUGAGAACCCUCCUCCUCCAGCUACUACACAGAACCCUGAUCACCCAGAGAAUCCGAAAACAACAGAUGUAGCUCCUGUGCCUGUACCAGUACCGGUUCCAGUUCCCAACAAACCUGAUGAUCCUAAGAAACCGGACGACCCAAAGAAGCCGGAUGACCCUGAAAACCCUGACGAUCCAGACAAGCCUGAUGAUCCCAAAAAGCCCGAGGGUCCUAAGACUCCGGACCUUCCAGAUCUCCCUGAUGUCCCUAAGAUUCCUGAUGUACCCAAGCUUCCCGACACGCCCGACGAUCCUAAGAAACCUGACAACCCUCAAGAACCCAAGGAUCCCGAUGACCCUAAAGAACCUGAGAACCCGGAUCCCAAAGAUCCAGAGAAUCCUGAUCCUGAAGAUCCCGAAGAUCCCAAGGACCCUCAAAUCCUCAAGACCCCAAUGAGCCAGAUGAUUAGAUCCAGUACCGUCUACGUAACAUGCCCUGUACCUAUCGACUGCCCCGCCAAACAGACCCCCACCGUCACCACCAGCAUCUUCCCUGAGGAGUCCGUCCUCUUCGGCGAAGUCCCAGCGGACAACGAAGUUAUUCCGACAAUGGAAGCUAUCGAAGAUGACACCUCUCGAUACUUCCAGCAAGUCUUUGAUGACGAAAACAUCUCUAUUAAUGAUGCUCAACACCCAGAUGUUCAAUGCCAACAACAGAGUAGCGACGACGUUCCUCGCGAUUGCUUCAUGUCCAUCUACUCCAAGUUCUGCGCAGACGUGAAUGGACACGAGGGUGAUGAGCUAAGUAAGAACCUCACUGGCGCUGAUGCCGAGAGCAGUUCUCAAGAGAAGCGUGCGUCGCUGAAUAUGAGAAGACACAUGCUUCGCGAGCGAGCUGAGUCUUGUGAGGGCUGGGUGUUCGAAUACGAUUGGAGUGGUGCAAAGGGGGAUUGCCAGAUUCCAUGUGGUGACUCAAUGUACGCUUUUGGUGACGAGUGCUUUGACUCUGAGAACAGCUUUCUCGAGGGUACCAUUGAUGUAGGAUGCGGUACCUACAAGUACACCGCCAUGCCUACAACAUCCACCACAGCACCGCCAUUCCACUUGACUGGCCUCCCAACUCUCACCGACAUUCCAGGACCUAUCUCUACACCUGACGGUAGUUCGUGUGCCGAGACAGCGACUAACACACAGUGUGCUCAGGGCGGCGGUGGCAGAGGCCAAGCAUGUGUUGAGAACACAUACUGCGCAUCAUGGGUCUCAACUCAGCCUACAGAAGCCCCAGCACCACCAGAGGAGAAGAUCACACCUUUGGAGCUGGGACCAGUGUUUUGCAAGAACAGAGGCGGUGACCAUAAGGAUGUCAGCCCAGGCGCCGUGAAAUCUCUAGCAGAUGCCUACUGCGAGGCCAAUGUGCCCGCUGAGAUGAAGUCAGACAGCCCUGCCGCUGGUAUCACCAAGAGUGAUCUGUAUUACUACGAGGUUUCUUGGGUUGAGGGGUGUAAGACUACUGUCGAGUCACAGGAUCCGUAUUGGCCGCUUGGAAAGGAUGGCCCGCUUUGCAAAGAUUUAUUUGUGAAGGCUUAUGCAGGCUGUGACAAUGGCGGUAUUGGAGGUUACAUCGAUGCUGGCUGUGUACGAUACAUGUUCCUCGGCGCUCAGUAG
Molecule: messenger RNA, 1974 nt
Organism: Fusarium verticillioides 7600
Lineage: Eukaryota; Fungi; Ascomycota; Sordariomycetes; Hypocreales; Nectriaceae
Exons: 3
Coding region: 1-1974 (657 amino acids)
Source: RefSeq, a predicted model, not a curated record